Zygotorulaspora mrakii is the source of this 1128-nucleotide messenger RNA. It is a transcript of the gene ACT1, whose product is annotated as actin. The transcript has 2 exons. The coding region runs from base 1 to 1128 and encodes 375 amino acids. NCBI's taxonomy places the organism in Eukaryota, Fungi, Ascomycota, Saccharomycetes, Saccharomycetales, Saccharomycetaceae. The record is from RefSeq and is a predicted model, not a curated record.
AUGGAUUCUGAAGUUGCAGCUUUAGUUAUUGACAAUGGUUCCGGUAUGUGUAAAGCCGGUUUCGCCGGCGACGACGCACCACGUGCCGUUUUCCCAUCCAUCGUUGGUAGACCAAGACAUCAAGGUAUCAUGGUUGGUAUGGGUCAAAAGGACUCUUACGUUGGUGAUGAAGCUCAAUCCAAGAGAGGUAUUUUGACUUUGCGUUAUCCAAUUGAACACGGUAUCGUCACAAACUGGGACGAUAUGGAAAAGAUCUGGCACCAUACUUUUUACAAUGAAUUGAGAGUUGCCCCUGAAGAACAUCCUGUUCUUUUGACCGAAGCCCCAAUGAAUCCAAAGUCGAACAGAGAAAAGAUGACUCAAAUUAUGUUUGAGACCUUUAACGUCCCAGCCUUCUACGUUUCUAUCCAAGCUGUUCUAUCAUUAUACUCUUCUGGUAGAACUACAGGUAUUGUUUUAGAUUCGGGUGAUGGUGUUACUCACGUUGUUCCAAUCUACGCUGGUUUCUCGUUGCCACAUGCUAUAUUGAGAAUUGAUCUAGCUGGUAGAGAUUUGACUGAUUACUUGAUGAAGAUCUUGAGUGAGCGUGGUUACUCAUUCUCUACUACCGCUGAAAGAGAAAUUGUUCGUGACAUCAAAGAGAAAUUAUGUUACGUUGCUUUGGAUUUCGAACAGGAAAUGCAAACUGCUGCCCAAUCAUCAUCAAUUGAAAAAUCUUACGAAUUACCAGAUGGUCAAGUUAUCACUAUCGGUAAUGAAAGAUUUAGAGCACCAGAAGCGCUAUUCCACCCAUCUGUCUUGGGUCUGGAAUCCGCUGGUAUUGAUCAAACAACUUAUAACUCUAUCAUGAAGUGUGAUGUCGAUGUUCGUAAAGAAUUGUACGGUAACAUCGUGAUGUCCGGUGGUACCACUAUGUUUCCAGGUAUUGCUGAAAGAAUGCAAAAGGAAAUUACCGCCUUGGCUCCAUCUUCUAUGAAGGUGAAGAUCAUUGCUCCACCAGAAAGAAAAUACUCUGUCUGGAUUGGUGGUUCUAUCUUGGCUUCUUUGACUACUUUCCAACAAAUGUGGAUUUCAAAACAAGAAUACGACGAAAGUGGACCAUCCAUUGUUCAUCACAAAUGUUUCUAA